Triticum dicoccoides is the source of this 1460-nucleotide messenger RNA. Its product is annotated as acetylajmalan esterase-like. Bases 1 to 1224 code for a protein of 407 amino acids. The transcript has 3 exons. Gene Ontology annotation, molecular function: hydrolase activity, acting on ester bonds. The record is from RefSeq and is a predicted model, not a curated record. Lineage: Eukaryota; Viridiplantae; Streptophyta; Magnoliopsida; Poales; Poaceae.
AUGGCUCUUGCUCUAGCACGCCGCCUACUCAUGGUGCUGCUCCUCGCGGGCACCCGCGUCGCAGCGCCGCCGCCGCCGCAGGUCUCACCUUCGGAGGAAACGGUGGGCGGCAUCACGGCCAUGUACAACUUCGGGGACUCCAUCUCGGACACGGGGAACCUCCUCCGGCAAGGCGACACCGGAAUACUGCGUUACACUACGGGCCUUCCCUACGGCGUCACCAUCGGCCGCCCCACCGGCCGUUGCUCCGACGGCUUCCUCAUGAUCGACUUCCUUGCUGAAGAUCUCGGCCUCCCGCUGCUCAACCCAUACCUGGACAGGCGCGCGGAUUUCACGCACGGUGUCAACUUCGCCGUCGCCGGAGCCACCGCGCUCAGCACGACGGCACUGGCCAACAGGGGGGUCACCGUCCCCCACACCAACAGCUCCCUUGGAGUUCAGCUCAGAUGGUUCAAGGAGUUCAUGAGCUCCACCACCAACUCCCCUCGAGAGAUACGGAAAAAACUGGCGAGUUCACUGGUGAUGCUGGGGGAGAUCGGCGGAAACGACUACAACUACGUCUUCCUACAGCGCCGAGGGACGAAUGGUAGAUAUGACCCGAUCAGCAAUGCUACCCGCAGCGCGGAGAGCUUGGCGCACGCCCUCGCGCUCGUACCCGAGGUCGUGCAAUCCAUAGCAGACGCAGCCAAGGAGGUGCUGGACAUGGGCGCCACGAGAAUGGUCAUCCCGGGCAACUUCCCCAUCGGGUGCUUGCCGAGCUACCUGAGAGCGGCGACGGCGUCGAGACCCGCAUCGCUGCGCGACGGCGACGGCUGCCUCGUCUCCUUCAACGUCCUGGCGCGCGCGCACGACGAGCGCCUGCACCACGCCAUCGGCGAGCUGCGGCGGUCGUACCCUGACGCGACGGUGGCCUACGCCGACUACUUCGCCGCCUACCUCGAGAUCCUUCGCCACGCGCCGCGGCUCGGCUUCGAGGGCGGCGCGGCCCUGCGUAGGGCGUGCUGCGGCGCAAGCGGCGGCGCUUAUAACUUUGAUAGUAAUAGGCUGUGCGGCGCGCCGGGGACGACGGUGUGCGCGGACCCGAGCAGGCGUCCAAGCUGGGACGGCAUCCACCUCACGCAGCAUGGUUACCGCGUCAUGACCGAGCUGCUGUAUCGCCGAGGGCUCGCGUGCCCGGCUGCGGUGAAACUCCCGCGCCAGAAGCCUUGCCCGCCCGUCAGUUGACGCGGGUCGUCACGUUUGUUGGCGGUUUGGGCCUCCGACUGGUGUAGCCACAUUGUACGUACGAGCUGCUUCUUUGUCUCAAAAAAAAAACAGAGCUGUUUUUGAAUUUGUGAAAGCUCUGCUUCACCUGUCUCUGUUCAGUUACGCAGCUGCAUGCGUACCGUUUAUUCGUUCAAUACGCUGUUGUAUAAAUGGAGCCCGGAAGUAGUAAUAUUUGCCAGAUUUUGCAUGACCAA